GUGUGUGUGUGUGUGUGUGUGUGUGUGAAUAUGAUAAAAUGUCAGACAAAUUUGGCUGAGUAGAAAUAGUGGUGGUACAAGAAUCAUCCAUAUCAUCUUCUGAUAGAAACGUAGGGAGGGAGCCAUGGAAGGCCCUAAGCCAAUGAGAUCGAUUGGGUAAGACCUAAAGGAGCCGAGAUGCAAGGGAAGCCAUUUGAAGGAGAAGACAUUGGGGCUCCUGGUUGAGGAGCUGGAGAGCGAGCCAGAUGUCCAGCAUGGCGUAGCCGGAACUGGCGAUUUCAGGCGAAGCCGCCGUGUCCGCGCCGAUGAGAGUGCGAGUGAAGAAGCUGAAGAUGAACGGUUGUAUCGGGACGAGGCAGCAUGGCGUAGCCGGACUUGGCCGAGGUCGGCGGCGGUGGCUGCCGCGAUGGGCAAGAAGGCCGAGGAGGAUCAGUUAAUGAUGACAUGGCAAACAUUAUAGUUGCUCAGCUUCUCUAUCUCGAUGCUGUUGAUCCUAACAAGGAUAUUGUCAUGUAUGUGAACUCUCCAGGAGGAUCAGUUACAGCUGGUAUGGCCAUAUUUGACACCAUGAGGCAUAUAAGACCUGAUGUUUCCACUGUAUGCGUCGGACUAGCUGCUAGCAUGGGAGCUUUCUUACUUAGCUCCGUGGGCGAUGUAGAGAGAGAGACCCAGCUAGAGAGUUGCAGGCUGUUUGUGUAUGUUGCAGAGAGAGAAGAGGGAGAUGGGUUGUUGUUGUUGUUGGUAGAGAGAGAAAGCUGGGUUGUUGUUGUUGCUGGGUUGUUGUUGAUUAUUGUCCUUAGAAACCCCAAGUGAGGUAUACGGGGCAGAGGUGUAAGAACAGAAUUUUGGAGCAGAACAGGGCUCUUAGGAGUUGGUUACCUUUGGAGUCUCAAUUUCCGGCGGGUAGAGAGAGAAGAAUGAGGAAGAGAACGGUGCUGCUGCGGCUGCCGUUGCCGACUUGGACGACGCCGAUGGAGGUGAUGAUUUUACAGAGUGAGGUUGCAGAGACCAAGGUGAAAGGAGAGGAGGUAUGUGUUGGAGGUUUCAAUUGGCACGGUUGGGGUCCGGCGGGCGGUGAAGGCAAGGUUGCCGCCCGCCGGAAGGUGAAGAUCACCUAGAGCUAACCUAUAGCUCUGAUACCAUGUUAAAAUAAAUUGAUGUAUAUUAUUGAUUGAUGUAUUA
Messenger RNA from Camellia sinensis, 1182 nucleotides. NCBI's taxonomy places the organism in Eukaryota, Viridiplantae, Streptophyta, Magnoliopsida, Ericales, Theaceae. The record is from RefSeq and is a predicted model, not a curated record.